Messenger RNA from Dicrocoelium dendriticum, 2174 nucleotides. The record is from the annotation of a GenBank genome assembly. NCBI's taxonomy places the organism in Eukaryota, Metazoa, Platyhelminthes, Trematoda, Plagiorchiida, Dicrocoeliidae.
AUCAAAUUGAAAUAAAGCGGCGGACAUUCGAACUUCUCAGCAUUGGCGGUGUUAUACGGUUCGGCUGCGUAUUUCGCUCGCAUUAUCGCUACAAGUCUGUCGACUAUGUUACCCGGUGGGUACAUCAUCGACUUGGACGACAAAAUAGUAAAAGAUGCUCUACCUUCCGUUCAGGCUGCCUGUCUCAGACGAGCUAUUCUCCAGACGUUGAGUCAACCGAAAGUGGAUCACCUUACCCUAGACAAACUACUUUACGAUUACGCCAGAUGUGUGGACAACAUGAAAGGGCUUAACAACUAUGCAGACGCCAUAAUGCGGCUGGCGCAGGGUUGCGAAAAUGAUAGCGCACACUGGCGCAGUUCCCUACAGCCAGAAGAUAUAAUGAACCAACUGAAUACACAAGACAAUCAAGAGAAUAUUGAUGGAAUGACCGAAUCACCUAUGGAUUCUGAACACUUAUCAAAACUUUGCAAUCUAUUAUCCGGCCUGUUCUCUGUCGAAGAACGCGCACCCGAGCCUGGUGACUCAGCACCUGUUUUGCCAUCAAGUGAGCUCGUCAGUCCAAACGUCCCACGACAUGAAGGCGGACAAGUCACCACGUUCCCUUCGAGACCAAGUACUAAACGCCCCUGUCCCGGCUCCAGCACAGUUGUCCGCCCUACCGUUAACUCCGAAACGGAUACCUGUGAACCAAAACGAUCGCAAGUCGAACAGGAGGUGCAGCCGAGGCCGGAUAAUAUGUUUAAGACGGCUGGGGCCGUGCUACAGCAAAAUAUCCAAAUGAGACAACCGGGGGAUGCUCGCCUGAUAGGAUAUGGUUCAUCCAGACGAACUCUCGGUGGCCGACGUGGGCCCGGCAGUCGCUUCGUACCACCCGUUCUCGGUGCAUCUACCGGCAGUCCAGGUGCAGCACCAAACUCACAACCUCCGGCAUCCAUCGCAGACAACCCAGCACCAUUUAGCGGUGAAGAGCAUUCUUCUGUCGUGGAUGAACGUCUGAAGCAAUUUGAUGCUAAAAUAAUCGACUUGAUUUCAAGCGAGAUUAUGGAUUCCAAAUGUCCCAUCGCUUGGGAAGAUAUCGCGGGUUUAGAAUUUCAAAAGAAAACGUUGAAAGAAGUCGUCAUUUUGCCCAUGUUGAGGCCUGAUCUGUUCACUGGCCUCCGCGGCCCUCCGAAAGGACUCUUGCUUUUCGGCCCUCCUGGGACUGGGAAAACGCUUAUAGGUAAGUGAUCAAUCGUCACUACUGGAACACCGUUUUGUGUUAGGCUAGCAAAAUAAUUGGCAUGCUAGCCGCCAGUCUCACGGCUUUGAAACCAGACGCACCAUACUGCGCCAACUCCAUCUGUCACAUAUUUAUCUCAGCAACAUAGGUCUCCGUUUUUCUUCAGUCAAUGUGUAGAUCUGAGACAUCUUUUAGUUUAUGAUUUCUCAGCGAGUGACGUGUGACCAGACAAUCAGCCUAUUGCCCCGCUUCAUCAAUGUAUAUCGGCCUAGCUGAACAUAAUGAUGACUCUUCAAUUUGUGUGAACUACAGGAAAGUGUAUUGCCUCGCAAAGCCAAUCAACCUUCUUCAGCAUUAGCGCAUCGUCACUCACCUCGAAAUGGGUCGGUGAGGGCGAAAAGAUGGUUCGCGCUCUUUUCGCUAUUGCUCGCAUCCACCAACCGGCGGUCAUCUUUGUCGAUGAAGUUGAUUCUUUACUUACCCAACGAUCGGAAACAGAACACGAGUCCAGCAGGCGAAUCAAAACGGAAUUUCUGGUGCAGUUGGUGAGCAUUGUACUUUUUGAAUGGUUUUCGGUUUUCCAGUUGUUCUUUACUUUCAAGCGUUACUAAUGUUGUUCCACAGUAGUCGUGGUUGUUUGUAGAUGCUGAUUGCCCAUCACUUGUUUUACCAGUUCGAUUAUCUCUAGAUUUGUGGCAUGAAACGAUUGACUAAUUUUCUCUAACCUAUAUCGAUAUUUCUCGAAUGCAGUUGCGACAUCUCGUCGGUUAAGAUCACAUCAGACCGAGUUAACAAGUUUGGUUGACCUAGAAGGCAUGGUGUUUCAAGCUGUACGUAAAGAGACUACGGGUUAUUCCGUAGCGUUCGGCUUCCCUUUUGCGGUUGCUAUACCUCACUUUGUUUGGUAAAUGCAACUACACGGCUCUCUCUAUCUCUCUCUCUCUCUCUCUCU